This is a messenger RNA of Lates calcarifer (barramundi perch), 3216 nucleotides long. RefSeq names its product clathrin heavy chain linker domain-containing protein 1. The record is from RefSeq and is a predicted model, not a curated record. The transcript has 11 exons. Lineage: Eukaryota; Metazoa; Chordata; Actinopteri; Centropomidae. Bases 81 to 1829 code for a protein of 582 amino acids.
CUACUCGGUGAAAGUGUUGGAAUCUAUCGUAAUGUAUGACUAAAUAACAUAGACUACAUAUAAAAAAAAAUAAAAUAACAAUGUCUGAGCCACAAGAUUUCAACAGUUUGUCUUCAAGAGAAGAAGCAAGACAUCCAUCACCCGACAUUUUGAUAUCUGAGAACGAUGAAAGGUUUUUUCAGUCUCUAUAUGAGUUUAUUGAACAUGAGAAACGGUACCUGCAGUGUCCGGAAGAUGGUGUGGACGAACUCCGGUACAUUAUUUACCGCUCCGUGUUUAAUAAGGUGAUUGCACGAACAACGCACUAUAAGAGACUGCUGUUGACCAUAAAGGCUGAGUAUGACGAUGUCAUCAGGGAGCUGAAGAGGAGGGAGGAUGAAACCAGGGCGGCUCAGCGAACUCUGGAGGCUACAACAUCACAUCCCAAAUCACUAAUAACCUGCCAGAGACGAGCUGACCAGCUGCGGGACAGAAUCUCUGGCCUCCAGAGGGAAACAGCAAAACUUCAAGAGGAGAUCAAGAGACGGAAAUCAUCUAAAGAGCAGAACACAUGGAUACCUGGUGUAACAGUGGCUGAGUCUGAGGAUCCUGAGGCUCUGGACAGGAAUCUGAAGCGUCUUGUGGCUCAGAGAGCUGCUUUACUGGACAGGAAGAGUCGCUGUGUCUCUCUGGAGGUCAAAGCUGGGCUGGACGCCAAGCUGCAGACCGCUGAGUGCCACAGAGACCAGCUGAGCACCGAGAACGAACGACUGAAAGUCGUAUACAAGCGUCUGAGGUUUGUGUGUGACUGUCUGUCCAGCUGGGAGGAGGAGGGGCAGCAGGUUCCUCUGGAGGAACUCCUGCGUUCCACACUGGAGAACAUCAGACAGACCAGCGUGACAGACGACAGCAUCCACGCUGAGCUGUUUGAGGACGAUGAGCCGACUGGAGUCGACGAGUCCAGACUCCUGGCAGAUUACCUGGACAGAUUUGUUGAGCUCUUUGAUUCAGCUCAGUAUGAGGAAGCUGCUCUCUUCGCUGCCAGAUCUCCUCGAGGAGUCCUGAGGAACCUCAACAUCAUGGAGAUGUUCAAAGGUGUCAGAGCCUCCCCGGGGUCGGUCCCCCCACUCCUCCUCUUCUUCCAGGCCCUGCUGAUCACCGUCCCGGCCGGCGUCGAGCUGUCGGCCCCUCUCUCCCUGCAGUGCGUCCUCUUUGCCCUGCAGCACGGCGCCUCGCAGCUCGUCACCCACGCCAUCACUCAGAAUAAACUGACCUUCUCCGAGCACCUGGGCGAUAUCCUUACCGAGCAUGCUCAGAAAAACACCAGCGUGGCUGACCUGUGUCUGACUUUGGGCACUGUCGUCUAUCAGGCUUGCGGGCUGGACAGGAAGACCGCACUGAGCAUGUGCAGGAGAGGCCUCAUCCACAGUGCCGCAGAGUUCAUUAACCACUGCAAGGAUUUCACAGCUGAGGACUGUAUUUGGGUUCUGUAUCGCUCGCCCAGCCUCGCCCUCCUCCGGCUGUUGACAGAACGUCAGCAGGGCCGGGCGGCCUUCUUGUCAGUGGGCAGGACCUGUUCCUCUCUGCUGGCUGAUCCUCAGCAGCAGGAGUUAGCGCUGCAGCUCCUGGACAGCUUUGUCAGCCGAGGACGAGGGGUUUUGGAGGGCGUGAUCCUGGAGGACAGAGAGUCCUCAGUGGACGUUUGGAGUGAUGUUGCAUCUCUGUGCUCUGAGCUGAAGCGGGCUGACCUGAGCCAGGCUGUCCUGUCCAUCCUGCUGGACCAGAGCGGGACCGGGGUCCUGUCCCCAGACCUAGACGGAGCCCGACUCAUGGAACACGUCUUCCUGUAAAAACUGAGCCUGAACGUACAGGUAGAAUAAUUGCAGCACAGUGACUCUAAACAGCUGUUAUUAACCUGUUUCUUCAUCACACAACAUCUGAUGUGUAAAAAAAAUAUUUUUAAAGGCUCUGAAGCCUCUGUGUUAAUGAUAAAAGAAACUUAAAAAGGUCACAUAAUGAAAAAACAAUUCUAUUAUUCUGUAAAGACUCAUGCAAAUGCACAUUUUUCUAAUUUGUACACUGCUAAAUAAAUGAAAGCUAUUACUCUGUGCCCAUUUUAAACAAUUCUGAAACAGUAGCCAUCAUCAGUAUCACAGAUAUGCAUCACUGUGAUGCCGCUGCUGUCUAGCUGACCUGUUUUUAACACUUGAGCUUUGGCUGGUGUCAUUGAAAUGACUCAGGUAAAAAAAAUCUGAAACAGUGACAGCUGAUGGCCAGCAGGUGGCGAACAGAUUCACAAACUGAAGCUGAGAAUCAUCUGUGAGGCAACUGCAGUUGUGGCCUUUGUGGUUGUACUGAGCUUAUGCAGUUUUGAGGUAUUUUAUGCUCUUGUCUACCUCUGCUAUACUGCAUUUCAGAGGGAAAUAUUGCACUUUUUACCACGCUGGAUUUUCUUGGCAGAUAUACUGUCUAGUUCCAGUUUCUUCCAGUUGAUUUUAGAAAGAUGACACACACUGGUCUGCAGGUCAACAGCACUGAUAAGCACUGCAAAUUAAUUUUAAUUCAUUAUAGUUACACAGCUCAAAUCACUCUUACUAAUUGACACAUUUAUGGCAUAAACAGUCUUCAGCCUUUGGUAUUUCCUCCAGAACACCACCAGUUUCCUGAGGUACAUUGUCCUUCUGCCUCUGUGUCCAUCCUUCAUGUCUGCUUUUCAUUUGAUUUAACCACAUACUCAGUAUAGUUGACCAUCAAAGUGAACAUUUGUGAAUGAGCUGGCGACAUCAGUAAGAGUGCUGUUAUCUAAAUUGCAAUCUCACAACCUCAAGAGUCUAGACUCCACAGUUGAUCUUACCAAGUUUGAACCCCCAAAUCUUAACAUGAGAAAGGCCAAGUAGAUCUCUUAUGCAGUUAGAUAGUGGUUGGAUACUUUCUUUCAAGUGUUUGAAAUGAUUCAUAUGAAAAGCCACAGGAGGCUUAUGGUGUUUUCCCUCAUGAUUUACAUGUGUCCUUGUUUCCCAGAAUCUUAACAGCUUUUAUAUGAAAUUCACCAUUUUGAAUAAACCAGAAUUCUUUAACAUCCUUUAACAUCUCAUAUUACACCUGUGCUGGAGACCAAGUUUUACUUUUUUCUGUCUCAUUUUUGUACAUUUAAUUUUUUUCCCAUCUUGCGUGUUAUCAUUUGGUUUUAAUUUGGUUUUCAUUUUGAUACUUUUUAUUCAUUUAGUUUUUGUUGUA